AUGCUUCCUUCGAUCCCCGUCUUGGCCGACUAUGGAAUUUCUCCAACCCACGGCUUUCUCCCAGACGUCCUGCCGUUGACGCGGCUCCCGGAUCCCUACUACAACAAGUGGGAGGCCAUCGUCGCCAACCUACAGGGCCUCAUCCUCAGCAGGCGGCUGCGGGGAGUCGUCGAUCGCCUCCCUGUGCUCUCCACCAUCGGUCUGGAACAUGACGCAGAAUGGCGCAGAGCCUACAUGUUGCUAUGCUUCAUGGCACACGGGUACAUUUGGGGUGGUGACAGCCCCAGUGACCGCCUGCCGGCCCCCAUCUCCGUCCCGCUGCUGGAGAUCGCCGAGCACCUUGAGGUGCCUCCCGUCGCCACCUACGCUGCGGUGUGUUUGUGGAACUUCAAGCCUCUCUUCAUGGACGAGGAGAUCGAUAAUCUCGAGAACCUCGCCACCCUGACCACCUUCACCGGCUCGCUCGACGAGUCGUGGUUUUACCUGGUUUCGGUGGCCAUGGAAGCCCGAGGAGCCCCCAUCAUCCCGCUCAUGCUGACCGCUAUCGCCGCGGCUCGUGAGGACGAUGCAACAACGGUGACGAGCUGCCUCAACACGUUCGCCGAGCGUGUGGACGACCUUUCCGCUUUGCUGCAACGCAUGCACGAGAGCUGCGACCCGCACAUCUUUUAUCACCGGAUCCGCCCCUUCCUCGCGGGGAGCAAGAACAUGGCCGACGCCGGCCUACCUCAGGGCGUCAUCUACGAAGACGGUUCCGGUAACGAGACCUAUCGCCAGUACGCCGGUGGCAGCAACGCGCAGAGCAGCCUUUUCCAGUUUUUCGACAUUGUCCUCGGCAUCGAGCACCGCCCGACAGGCGAGAAGAAGGCCACCUCGGGUGAGGAAGCGGAACGACAGGGCCGGGCUCCGCCGCCGAACCACAACUUCAUCUCCGAGAUGCGCCGGUACAUGCCAGGCCCGCACGCCCGGUUCCUCGGCGACGUGCAAGCCGUGGCUAACUUGCGUGGCUAUGUCGAACGGAACAGCGCCAACCGCCCGCUGGCCGUCGCCUAUGACGCCUGCCUAUCCAUGCUGCGCUCCCUGCGCGACCGCCACAUUGCUAUCGUCACUCGGUACAUUGUCAUCCCGUCGCGCGAGGUCCGCGCUCGCAGCCGAAGCCCUGAAACCACUCGCCGCAGGGUUAACCUGGCCACCGGCUCCCGUCAGCGUGCGCCGGGCAUCGCGUACCAUGCCGAAGAGCCAGACGCUGCGAACGGGGGCAAGAAGAACCUAAAGGGCACCGGCGGCACGGCGCUGAUAUCCUUCCUGAAGCAGGCGCGAGACGAGACGGGCGAGCCCGCCGUAGAGGAGUGGACCAAGCGGUUCAUGAGCCGCCGGCCGCGGGCCGAGGGCCAGGGAGACUUCUUCGCCGGUAAGCCCGAGGAGGGGGCCGGCCUCGAGGUUGUGGCGGACACGGAGGAGGUGACGAUGCCCGGGCUGGCCGGGAGCUGGACCAUGGACGAUGACGUUGGCGGAAUUUGUAAUUACUAG
Chaetomium globosum CBS 148.51 is the source of this 1530-nucleotide messenger RNA. RefSeq lists its product as uncharacterized. Gene Ontology annotation, molecular function: heme binding; metal ion binding; indoleamine 2,3-dioxygenase activity. The coding region runs from base 1 to 1530 and encodes 509 amino acids. The record is from RefSeq and is a predicted model, not a curated record. Lineage: Eukaryota; Fungi; Ascomycota; Sordariomycetes; Sordariales; Chaetomiaceae. The transcript has a single exon. Gene Ontology annotation, biological process: 'de novo' NAD+ biosynthetic process from L-tryptophan. Gene Ontology annotation, cellular component: cytoplasm.